This is a messenger RNA of Thrips palmi, 1308 nucleotides long. Its product is annotated as death-associated protein 1. Lineage: Eukaryota; Metazoa; Arthropoda; Insecta; Thysanoptera; Thripidae. Gene Ontology annotation, molecular function: death domain binding. The transcript has 3 exons. Gene Ontology annotation, biological process: apoptotic signaling pathway; negative regulation of autophagy; cellular response to amino acid starvation. The record is from RefSeq and is a predicted model, not a curated record. Bases 147 to 470 code for a protein of 107 amino acids.
GCGGCCACGCCACUCUAGCCAUCAGCCACACCACCUACAAGGAAGAGCACGCGGAUCGAAAGCGAUCACUCCCGCAUUUUAAGUUGAUUAUCGUUUGAAACAAGGUGUCUUUCCCCCUUGCAACCACUCAUUAAGGAAGAAUCGCCAUGUCAUCAACUGAGGAAACCUCUUUGAAGGCGGGUCAUCCCCCAGCAGUUAAAGCCGGGGGCAUGAGAAUCUCCCAGCACAAACCUAACAAGGACAAGCCGGAGAAAGACCCCAAUGCUGAGGAAGGCGAUGACCACAUUAACACCUUUUCUGCCGUCACUAGUCCUCCUAAAAUGACCACAGUGUCAGGUGCUCCAAUGAGAGGAAACGCUGACUUCCCAACUGAGGCUGUGCAACACUUCCAUAACAAGCCUGUGCCGACGCAUGACGCUCGACCUACCCAUGACAGGCCCACCAACAUCCAGCAGCCAAGGAAGCAGUAGAUAGGAGCUCAAGUUACUGCAACAGCACACAUUUGAUAGCUUUGUUCUAAAUUGAAAGAUUGCCUGUGCCUUGAUUGUAUUGACACCUGACUUACUGGCUCAGAAAGGCUUUGUUAUUCAAUACCUGAUCAUGCUGAUGCUCUGCUCAGCCAGAAAGUAGUUCAAUAAUUGCCAGGAUGAAGCUCUAUGACCUGAUGUGUGUUGUUCUAUGAUUGAUUACAGAGUAAUUACUCUGUAAUCCUUUGGAACUGUUUUGUACCUUGUUAAUCAAUCCAGUGAAAUUGGUUUAUUCGGGAUACCUGUAAUAUUUUUAUUUUUCAAUUUAAUUAUGUUAAAAGUAUAUUUUGAAAGAAUGUUUAUUUUCAUUUAAACCUUUGUGGUGCUGUUGAUUAUAAUAAAUUUAAUUUGAUUGUCAGUGUUGUUUCAAAAACAAAGUAGCCUUUUUAAAAUGGGGUCUUGUAAUUGCUUCAGAUGUUCACAAAUGCAACGCCAAAUUCGAUUCUUUUAGCAUAAAAUGAGUUGCUCUUGUACUUUUAGGACAUGGUUCAAUUGGUGAUACUGUUUCCUUGUUUCUCCUCUGCUUGAGGCCUAAUUUCUGUUAUUAUUCCUUUCUGGGGUUUAUUUUUUUAUUCCAUCAAGUACAAAGCCUGUUGCACAUUCCAAUCAACAAGCUCUGAUUGUCUCACACACUUGUUCUUGCUUUAUUCCAGUUGUCAAAAGUACCUGCUUCGUAGUUUGGACAAAGACAAAGUUGCAUUUGUUUGGUUAUCAAUUAUAAAUUGGUACAGAGUUGCAUUUUGAAGAAUUUAUUGAGAUUAAAUCGAUUAGUGUGGGUGAA